This is a messenger RNA of Aethalodelphis obliquidens (Pacific white-sided dolphin), 3480 nucleotides long. RefSeq names its product solute carrier family 35 member E3 (gene SLC35E3). The coding region runs from base 284 to 1225 and encodes 313 amino acids. NCBI's taxonomy places the organism in Eukaryota, Metazoa, Chordata, Mammalia, Artiodactyla, Delphinidae. The record is from RefSeq and is a predicted model, not a curated record. The transcript has 5 exons.
GGCGGAAGCGCGGGCUCCCCGAGUCACGUGACCGAGGGCGGAAGGGGGCGGAGCGCGCGGGACGUGCUGCCGCGUAGUCGCCGGCUGAAUGGGCGGUGGCAGAGCAUGUGUGAUCCGCUGAGGCUGCAGCUUGCCAGGGACCCAGAGGUUGCAUGCCUCUCCCCGGCCGGACCGUAAAGCCGGGGGCUGCGAGGACGCGGCGGCGGAGGAGGAGGCAAAGGGCAGCUGGAGGUAGGCCGGGCGCCCCUUUCCGAGGGUGAAGGGCCCCGGCUCCGCGGGGGUCAUGGCAGCGCUGGCCGAUAGAGUACGAGGCAGAGGGCGCAUCGCCGCCGGGCUCCUGCUCAACCUAUUGGUGUCCAUCUGCAUCGUGUUCCUCAACAAAUGGAUCUAUGUCCACUACGGCUUCCCCAACAUGAGCCUGACCCUGGUGCACUUCGUGGUAACUUGGCUGGGCUUGUACAUCUGCCAGAAACUGGACAUGUUUGCCCCUAAAAGUCUGCCGCCUUCCAAGCUUCUCCUCCUGGCCCUCAGCUUCUGUGGCUUCGUGGUCUUCACCAACUUAUCUCUGCAGAACAACACCAUAGGCACCUAUCAGCUGGCCAAGGCCAUGACCACGCCGGUGAUCAUAGUCAUCCAGACCUUCUGCUAUAAGAAAACCUUCUCCACCAAAAUACAGCUCACGCUGAUUCCUAUAACUGUAGGUGUAAUCCUAAAUUCUUAUUACGAUGUGAAGUUUAAUUUCCUUGGAACGGUGUUUGCUGCUCUUGGUGUUUUAGUUACAUCCCUUUAUCAAGUGUGGGUAGGAGCCAAACAGCAUGAAUUGCAAGUAAACUCGAUGCAGCUGCUGUACUACCAGGCCCCGAUGUCAUCUGCCAUGUUGCUGGUCGCCGUGCCCUUCUUUGAGCCGGUGUUCGCAGAAGGAGGAAUAUUUGGUCCCUGGUCAGUCUCUGCUUUGCUGAUGGUCCUGCUCUCUGGAGUAAUAGCUUUCAUGGUGAACUUAUCGAUUUAUUGGAUCAUUGGGAACACUUCACCAGUCACCUAUAACAUGUUUGGACACUUCAAGUUCUGCAUUACUUUAUUUGGAGGAUAUGUUUUAUUUAAGGAUCCAUUGUCCAUUAAUCAGGGUCUUGGCAUGUUAUGUACACUAUUUGGCAUUCUUGCCUAUACCCAUAUUAAACUCAGUGAACAGGAAGGAAGUAAGAGUAAAUUGAUGCAACGUCCUUAAUUAGGUUUUCAUAAAGAAAAGAAAGUCGCCUGAAGAAGAUAAAAAAAAAAGUAUUAAGUGUGCAAGUUACUUUCAAAGAUGAAACAAAAAUUAUAUUGCAAAAUACAUUAAAUGAUGGUUUGAAAGAAGUUAAGCAAAGGAAAUUUUAUUCAUAAAUAUGACUUUCUUGGGACUUACCUGGUGGUCCAGUGGUUGGGACUCCACGCUUCCACUGCCAAGGGUGCAGGUUCGAUCCCUGGUCAGGGAACUAAGAUCACACAAGCCGUGUGGCACAGCCAAAAAUUUUAAGUAAAAAUAAAAUAAAUAUGACUUUCUCUUUUACAGUACCUUUUUUAAAAAACGUAAUUCUCUAAAACAUGGCUCAUGCUUCCUUUCAAAGAUGAUUCUAUGAAGUACACAGAAUGUUUGGUUAUAUCAAAUGAAGUACAUGAAAUUAAAGUUCUGUAAUGGUGACAAAGGAAUUCAGAUCACUGUACUACAAACGUGUAGUGGUUUUUAAGGAAGGGCACGUAGGACUCCCCUACUUGCUCUUAGGUGGUCCCCAAUGUGAGCCCAGUUAUAAUUUAGGCCAAAGUAUUCAAGUCAGGAUUUAAAGCUAGCAUUUCUAUUGAUAUUUUCGUUGUUUUAGUAUAACUUCCUGCUUUUUUCAUUUAUAGAUAGGAAAUAACAUUUCUAGAAAGCAAAGUGUAGUAAAGGGGACCAUAAGCCAAAAUCCGGUGCUAAAAGUACCAUUUCUCUAGUAGAAAAUUGAUGUAAGAAGUUAGAUGUUAUCCAAAAAACUACAGUUUCUGUAGGUAUUUUCUUGUUUUGAGCUCUUGGUGGACUCUAGAAACUAUACAUGAAGUUAAAAAACAAAACAGCUCCAUGUUUAAAUGGCUCAAAGAAAGGACUACGGGAGGAAUUGAGCAGGUUUCUUCUUAUCCUGGUGACUGUUCUUCUGGCCUCUGAGCAUUUCGUGUUGGUAAUUUCUUAAGACUACCUUCCUGUUGUCAUUCCCUACCCGCCACGUGUGAGGCAUCCGCGGAGCUUUCUUUGGCACUGAAGGAUUUGGAGUGAACUAUGUCAGCCUUUCUAAGGGGGCUGAGGAAAAUCCUUGAGCAGCAAGUCAAGGCAAAUGUACUCAAAGACUAAGCAGAAGCUUGAUGAAGAUACGAGGAAAGAUUUGAGAGAGAAGUAGAGAAACAGUCAAUAUUUAACAAGUUCCAUGAAUUUUUUAAAGGGAUAAUUAAAAAAAAUGUUAUGGGGGGAAUACAUGAUACUUAAGGAAAUAAUUGUGCCACCUAUUUAAUUGCAAAAUCUACUUCUGCCUUCCAACAUUUGACAUUUGAGAAUUCAAAGCAGUUGUUGAUAACCUCUCACCAUAAAUUGACUGAAACAGGUAAUCCCUCUUGUAAUAAAUAAUUCUUUUUCUAAACAUUGUUUAGAAACUUCAGGUGAGAACACAACACUUAGGAGGACAAAGAGCCACGUGUAUAAAAUAUGCCGUUUAGGAUUAUUUUUUUCCUGGCCUGUUUGAAGUGAAAAGCCUCACUGAAAAUCUUAUUUUGACAGAAUUUCAAUGUAUCGGUCAAUCUGUUGUGUGAUUUUUAUGUGUGGUUUUCUGUUUUUGUUUUAAAUACAUUUGGUUCUUCUCUGUUUCCAAAGAUACAUUUUAUUGUGCUAAGAAAUACAAAGCAGAUUGUCUUGCCAGAUGGACCUCAGGAGUUAUGUUUGUCUAAGAAAUGUUCUCUGUGUAUGUUUAAAUUAACAUAUAAUUAUUUCCCCAAAGCUGGAGAAAAGUAUUUCAGAGGAUUAUGCGACUUCUGUGCACUAACAGCUGAGUUGAUUUGUGCCAUGUACAAAUUCUUCUUAACUGUAAAUACAACUUGGGGAGGGGAUUUAUAAUAAAUGUUGGGGGAGAGUUAUAAUAAAUGACGGAUGUCAAUAAGAAUGCAAGGAAGGUUGGAACAAGACAGCAUGGGAGGGUACGUAUUUAUAAGUGAAUAAAAUAUGUACUCCUGGAACUAGAGUCUGAUAAACAGUUUUUGCCCUGAAGACCAUCUUCCCAUUGAAAAGGAAAUUCCUGGGGGAAAAAUGUACCAGACCAUAAGGACCAACCAUAGAGACAAACCAGAAAUGCAGUGCUAUGGAAGAAAGCAUGCUGGCUGUCCUUUUGUUACGGAUGUAACUGCAUUUGUUUUUUAUUGUAUGUUCGAUGACUGGACUUCAGCUGUUACCUGUUAUAAAUAAAGAGAACCUGAUAUUUUUACUUUCAA